Corythoichthys intestinalis (scribbled pipefish) is the source of this 5078-nucleotide messenger RNA. RefSeq names its product gastrula zinc finger protein XlCGF26.1-like. The coding region runs from base 258 to 2168 and encodes 636 amino acids. Gene Ontology annotation, molecular function: RNA polymerase II cis-regulatory region sequence-specific DNA binding; DNA-binding transcription factor activity, RNA polymerase II-specific. The record is from RefSeq and is a predicted model, not a curated record. Gene Ontology annotation, biological process: regulation of transcription by RNA polymerase II. The transcript is spliced from 3 exons. NCBI's taxonomy places the organism in Eukaryota, Metazoa, Chordata, Actinopteri, Syngnathiformes, Syngnathidae.
CUGGUCGGAAAUGAAAAAGACUGGCCGAUGUGAAGCAGUUUUUUCUUUGUGCGCGUAUUUCUUUUCCCCCUAGAUUUCAGUCACUUAACUGAAUUGAAGUACGACGUGUGGAGCAUUAGCCACAUUACGUACUCAAACAUCAGUCAUCUUAAAGUCUGGGCACUCGUUGAAGUUUUGUCGCCUACUUUAGCCUAGCCUAGCUGGCCUACCGCUAACAAAGCUGCAAGGCACUUCGUCAAGCGUUCAGAUAUCAAGUGAUGAAUAUGUUCGCGAGAACUACACCGGCUGCAGAAAAGUUCCAAGAAGAACUUUGUGGAGUAAAAGAGGAGCCCCCACGUCCCCAAGAUACGACUAUGUGCAAAAUAAUGCACGCAAAGGUUGUUCUUCGCAGACUCGAAGAUCUAUAUGUCAGCCAAGCCCAUCGUCUUGGGCCCCAAGAGUCUUCUUGCGUCAAGGGGGAGGAGGAAGAGUCGCCAUACAUCAAGGAGGAGGAAGAGUCCGUUCACAUUAAAGGUUUUAGAAAAUAUCUUGGUGCUGAGUGGCAGCAGUCAGAAAUUCCUGGUGUGAAAAAGGAUGUUGAGCUCCCCCAAAUCAAAGAGGAGGAGCCAAAGCCCUGUCAACAGAAGCAACUUCCAAUCAAAAAGAAGGAAGAAGAGCUGCCAUGCGUUAAAGAGGAGGAUGAGGAGGAGCAUAUCACCAGGUCGACUGGUGAGCCCUUGAAGAGUGAAGAUGGUCCAAGUGAGGCCGGCAGAGGGGCGGAGCCUCCAAGCGGCAGCAGCAGCAACUCAACAGAAGGAUUGCAAGCAGACAUUUUCAUCGCUCGAAAUGGGGCCACGUCACACUCAGCUUACAAUGAUGAUGGUCAUAAGACAUCUCAUGGUGACGACAAACUCUGCAAAUGCUCUCAGUGUGGGAAAACCUUUGCGACAAAGCAAACUCGCCGGAUGCACAUGAGGAGCCACACUGCUAAAAAGCCUUUUUCCUGCUCAGUUUGUGGUAAAAGACUCAGUUGCAAGAGCGCCUUAAAACUUCACAUGAGAACCCACACUGGCGAAAAACCUUUUUCCUGCUCAGUUUGUGGUCAAAGAUUCAAGUGCAAGGGCAACUUAAAAAAACACACAAGUACCCACUCUGGCGAAAAACCUUUUUCCUGCCCAGAUUGUGGAAAAAGAUUCACUCAAAAGAGAACCUUAAACACACACACUAGAACCCACACUGGCGAAAAUUGUGUUUCCUGCUCAGUUUGUGGAAAAGGUUUUGUUCAGGCGGGACUCUUAAGAAAACACACAAGAACCCACACUGGUGACAAACCAUUUUCCUGCUCCGUUUGUGGUAAAAAAUUCAGUGACAUGGGCUACUUAAAACGACACACAAGAACCCACACUGACGAAAAACAUUUUUCCUGUUCAGUUUGUGGUAAAAAAUUCAGUGAAAUAAGCAACUUAAAACGACACACAAGAACCCACACUGACGAAAAACCUUUUUCCUGCUCAGUUUGUGGUCAUGGAUUCUCUAAUAAGCGAGACUUACAACGUCACGAAAGAACCCACACUGGUGAAAAACCUUUUUCCUGCUCAGUUUGUAAUCAAAGAUUCAUUGAAAAGGAAAGCUUAAAAAUCCACAUAAGAACCCACACUGGCGAAAAACCUUUUUCCUGCUCAGUUUGUGGUCAAAGAUUCAGGCAAAUGAUGACCUUAAAACAACACGCAAAAACCCACACUGGCGAAAAAUCUUUUUCCUGCUCAGAUUGUGGUCAAAAAUUCCUUCAAAAGUCCACCUUGAAACACCACACAAGAACACACACUGGUGAAAAACCUUUUACCUGCUUAGUUUGUGGUCAAAGAUUCAGUAAAAAGUCCACCUUAAAAGUACACACAAGAACACACACUGGUGAAAAACCUUUUUCCUGCUCAGUUUGUGGUCGAAGAUUCACUCACAAGGAAAGCUUAAAAAUCCACACAACAACCCACACUGGCGAAAAAUCUUUUUCCUGCUCCAUUUGUGGUCAAGCAUUCAGUCGCAAGAACGCCGUAACACGACACGCAAGAAUCCACACUGGUGAAAAAUCUUUUUCCUGCUCAGUUUGUGGUCGAAGAUUUGCUCGGAAGGAAGGGAUAAAGAAACACGCGUGUGUUGGUGUGAUUGGUGUGAUAAGCAAAGGCCAAUGACUGUUUUGCCUGUCAUCCAUGCUGGCUUCAUCAGAUUUUGCACGCAGGACGCCGUAGAAUCCUGUUGAGGAUUGGCACUUUUGGUACCUUACUUUGUCCAAUUGUUGUAUGACCACCAUAUUGCCUAAAGCUCAGCUGAUUGAACUCUCCAUUCCAGCACAUGAUUUAGCUGGAUGAGCGGAGCUGUGCAACACACCUGUGAUGCAUUAGAAGCGCUCAUUAUUCAAAGACUCCUGUUUGUGCGAGUGUCAGACUUUUGCUUACUUUGUUUUACUUUUCGUGUUCACUUUGUUUUUUGCCUUUUCUGGCCAUCGACGGCUUUCCCUUAGUUCUCUCGUCGACUAUGUUCGUGCCUCUUUUUGUUUGUAUUUUAUUUCACGUGUUCUGACGUGCUCCCUGUUUUUUUUUGUAAUAAAUUCUACACAAACUUCCGCGUCUGUGUUGGAUCCAUAUUAUACAGCUCGCCGUUUCAUUACAAAGUUAAUCAAACUACACUUUUCACAUUUAAUAUUCGAAACAUCCGACCCCAAACUCCAAAAAAUACCAAAUUCAUUCAAAAUACUGUCAUCAAAUAAAAAUGGAAAAUUAGAUUAUAUUUUCACUUGUUUAUUUUUAUUCAUUAUUAAUACCUUGUUUUUAUUCAGUCCACUGCAUUUAAAUAUACUUUUCUUAUUUUAAUCCUAGUAUUCGUUGAAAAAAAAUUAUGAGUAACUGCUUACAAUGUCAGAUUUAAAAAAAAAAAAAUAGUAUUUAUCGAUUGAUUUAUAGUAUUUGGGAAACAUUUUUUGUGUUUCAACACAAUUUCGUCAACAUGAACUGUUAUUAUUAUCAGUAUAGUAUAGUAAUGCAGAGCCCCUAAUGGGACAUGGAAGAAGAAGGAAAAAAAAAAAAAAAAAAAACUUACAUCGAAGCAAUAAACAAAAACUUAGUUAACAUCAAAGCACACACAAAAAAUCUUGGAAGCUAAUUGUGUCUCCAGGUCAGUUUGAGUUUUGGAGGUAGAAGCAGGACAACAUGGAGGACGACUUGGAACGGUUCUUGCAGUCAAGAGAUAUCCCUAACGUAGAUUUUACGCGCAUGAAAACAGACAAGGUGCGUAUUCACACUGUCAACAUUGAUGUCAAAAUAGCCGCAUGGACAUGGACACCUCAUACUGUAUGUUGCCGUGACCAUUGUGUCUAAUGUAAAUUAGGUUAUUGCAUGCAUCUUUAAGUGGCAAGAAAAAUGCUCAGUAUGUCUUUUUACGUAGCUCCUAAAUGUAUACCGUGACACCGCCAUUCAUUCUAGCAGUAGGCGACUAUUGGCUUUUAAAAAAAUCAUUAACACUUCAUACAAAAAUACCUAAUAUGUACUGACACUUUCCAUUAUGUGUAAUAUCGUAAUUAAAGCUGCUGUAGUUUUGUGCCACUACUCUGUGAAUUUAUCUAUACAGUAGUUAUUGAGGUAAAUAUGAUGUAUUUACUCAAAUUUUCUGUUUGCAGGUUGAUAUGUCUGUAAUUUCCAUCAUGACUGAUGAGCAAAUUGGCAAAUAUGUCACUUCAUAUGGUGAUCGAGUAGCUACCCUUUCCUUCUGCCAACAAAAAAUGUUCAGCACCAAUAAAAAAAAAAAAAACUCUUUUACAAAGUUUAAGAGACAAAAUAUGAUCAAGAAAAAAAGGUGUACCUGGUGGAUCCUCCACUGUGCCCAAAAAUGGAGGUCAGGGAAUGGCAAUCGCGCGGCAAAAACAAGUCUGAGCAGAAAAGACUUGUAGAAAGAUUGAAAUUGGAUGCCUCUAUUUUAAUACUAGUGAAAACGACAAAUGGGAUAGGAACGAGACAUGCUGCCACAGAAAAAACAACAACCGUUGCUCCGAUUUUGGAAUUUCGAAAGGAGUUGUUUUUCCCAGAUGGAAUUUCAUCCAAAGGAGAAGUUGGAGACUUUACAUUUGAGGUCUGUGAUUUUAAAAGAAAGGAGAUUUCUCUAGAUUAAACGGUUGGCAGAUUGUAUGAAAAGACCACACUGAGGCUGCUUAGAUUUUUCAUCUGCACAAAGAACGGUUUUCAACAUCUCAAAUGGACUGUGAAGAUCCAUUAUCUGAUGAUUCAUCUGUUAGCAUAUCGGAGGGAGCACUUUCACAGCGGUUUGGAGCGCUUAUACAUAUGUACAAAAUCAUGACCAAAAUGAGGAGGUUCGUGUCAGUUGGUACAAUAUUUUGUAAGUGGACUAAAUACAGUGAGGGCAAUCACAACAACAAAUAUAUGGUAAUAUAAAAUAAUGGUAGCUGUAAUUGUUCGAAUUGUACAGUUACAUUUAUUUUGGUGGGGGGGGGACUAUCACUGCAAAUGUUUUUUUUUUUUUGUCAGAUUAACACCUAUCUAUCGUAUUUUCCGCACUAUACAUCGCACUGAAAAGCCUUCAAGUUUCUCAAAAGCAUCGCUUUAUAAUCCGAUGCGUCUAUAUAUGGAUCAAUAUUGGUAAAUCACGUCAUGACAUACCCUUUAGAGCAGUACCAUCUAGUGGAUGUAUAACGCAACUUCAACCACUACUACUACUACUACUACUACUAUGCCUUUCAUUGUGAAAAAAAAACAUGAAAGUAAAAGAAACAAAAUAGGGGUCAGCAAAGCAAAAAAAAAAAAAAAGUUUUCACAUCAAGGCAAAUUUUUUUUUACAUCGAAGCAAAAAAUUCGACGGAGGAUUAGGACAAAAUCAGGGAGAGAAAAGAAAAGGACGACGAGAUUUAAGCAGUACUGGUGCAACGACAAUAAAAUUAUAACAUCGGGUAAACCGCUGUGCACUUUAUGUACAUGUAUCCUUGCUGGUCACUACGAUGAAAAAUCAAUAUUAUUAAUGAUUAAAUGCCAUCCAUCCAUUCAUUAUCUUCCGCUUAUUCCGGGGUCGGGUUGCGGGUGCAGAAGCUUUAGCAGGGA